This is a messenger RNA of Salvia miltiorrhiza (redroot sage), 1964 nucleotides long. RefSeq lists its product as uncharacterized. The coding region runs from base 48 to 1562 and encodes 504 amino acids. The transcript has 2 exons. Gene Ontology annotation, molecular function: protein binding. NCBI's taxonomy places the organism in Eukaryota, Viridiplantae, Streptophyta, Magnoliopsida, Lamiales, Lamiaceae. The record is from RefSeq and is a predicted model, not a curated record.
UUUUCCAUUUUAUCUCACCAGAGUUGUCGCAAAUUUUCAAGGCUGAUAUGAAGAUUCAGAUAAUUCUUCGGGUUCUCAAAAAGUGGAUGUGUCUUGGAAUGGAAAAGGGCGAACGAAUCGAAAUCAGAUUGCCGGAAGCCAUGAUUCAGGGCGAACGAAUCGAAACCGGAUUGCCGGAAGCCAUGAUUCAGGGCGAACGAAUGGAAACCGGAUUGCCGGAAGCCAUGAUUCAGCUGAUACAGUCUUUCUUGAGUGAAGAAGAUGCUGCUCGAACCACUCUUAUCUCCAAAUCAUGGUACAACGCUUGGCAAACUCGCCCCGUGCUCGUGCUCAGAAAUGUCGAUUGGAGAACAUCGGAUACCGAGUUCUCGAAAUUUGCAUUGAAGGCCAUGCGAAGGUAUCAAGACUCCAACUUGAGGAUCGAGAGUUUGAGGUUGAAAUUUCCGGGGUAUCGAAUGAGCUUCGAACCUCUUGCCCACAGAUUGAUCGUGGAUGCCAUGAAAAUGGGAGCUACUGAUCUCAAAAUCGAAUUCUUCUCAUUCGUUCUUCCACCAGAGGUGCUCCUUUCCGAGACCCUCCUCCGAUUAUCUGUAUUUGGGUGUGAAAUUGAUGGAAGCGUCAAGUGCUCGAUGCUCAAAUCACUCAGCUUGGACAGAGUGGUUUUGAAAAGUGAUGAUAUGCUUAGAAUUAUAACUUCCUGCUGCAAUUCCAUCGAGGAGCUGUCACUUUCAAAUUUUUAUUUUUCUAAGCCUAGAAUAAUAUUGAGUGGGAAGAAUAUGCACGAGCUUCAUAAGCUUAAGCGAUUGUAUCUUAAGAUGUUGGAUUUUGAUAGUUCCUUAUUCUUCGACUUGGAAUCGCGGUUCCCUUGCUUGGAGGAUAUGAGCCUUGUUCGCUGCCACUACUACAGAUCUCAAGAAAUACGCAUUAUCAGCUCUUCACUGCAACACAUAAGCAUUGUGCAGACAUUAUUUGUAUUCAAAGUCGAGUUUGAAGUUCCAAACCUUGCUGUAUUUAGCUAUUCAGGCUCUAGUUACAUACCGUCCUUUUCUAUCAAAGCAAGGGAUGAAUUCGAGUGUCUUAUACUACUACCUGUGGAGUGGUGUAUCUUUGCAACCUCUUCAUGGUACCGAUAUUUGCCGAGGUUGUUGAUUCAACUGAGUCCCUCAAGAAUCAAUCUCACUAUCAAUAUGGUUGAGUCACGGUAUCAUACAGAGAGGAUUGCUGGCGUGUAUAAAGUUCAUGUAAGACGCGAACCUGUAGCAGUGGAGAAUACGAGGCUUGAGGCAAGUUGUCUAUGUUGUAUAUGUUGCCCCCAGUUGGUAAGUCAUUGCUGGCUUGAUCGCGAAUGGUGGAUGUCAGACGAUCACUCCCUUAAAAGCCUCUGUGAGAAACUGACGGAUCCGAAGAGGGAUCGGAAUAUGUUUGGGCAGUUUGAUCUCAAGGAAGGGAAAAUGGAAGUUUACAAGGAGGAUGCAGCAGAAUGGCAGCCUCUUCUACUGCAAGAUGCACUAACAACUCCUCCAACGGGACGUAAAGUUCGUUUCCACUUGAAGUGGUGUUGACUGAUCAUAAAGACUUAUAGUAAGUUUUUUGUUUGAAGAGUGAGUAAAAAAAAGGAAGUAGCAGUUGAGUAGAAGAAAAAUAAUACUACUAUUAAUAAUAAAAAGGCUAAAAUAGCCGUCGAGCUCCAACCCUUUCAAAUUUAAACAAGCGUGUAAUACAUGCGUCAUACAUAAUGAUCAUUGAGCUAUGACUCGUUGGAACGAAUCAUAGCUCGAGUCGGGGAGGCUGCAUCGAGCGACUUAUCAGAUUGGUUGACUCGAGUAAUCACAUCGAGUUAGUCGUUGUGAGUGCUCUUACUAGUUAUUAAGGUUUUUCAGCUCUUGCUUCUUUUUCUUUUUUUUUUGUAACUUUUUAGUCUUACAGUUAUGAACUUUGAUGCUCGGUUGUUCAUAAACGAAAAG